CAGUCGCCGCCCAGCUGGUGAGGAGGUGGGACGCAGGAAGCAAUCCUGCCUCGUUCCCGGGUCCGAGGCGGGCGCGGUGGCCCUUCGGGCCCCGCCCCCGCCCCGCCCCGCCCACCGGCAGCCGGGCCACGGCCCCAGCGGAGGUCCCGCCGACGCCUGCGCAAUGUAUCCUUACUGCCACCACUGCCUACGGUCCCGACUCCGGUGAUGGCGGAUGGCUCCGCCGCCGGCGCUGACGGCAGCACAUGCUUGAGGGAGCUGCGGCCACGGAUGGUUGCUGCAGCACACCAGAUUGCAGAAAGGCAGAAACAAGUUGUGGUUAAUAGCAUUUCAUCCCGUACUCCAAGUAUAAGAGCAACAUUUAAACCAGUAAUCGAUGGAUCUGUACUUAAAAAUGACGAAAAACAAAGAUUAGCAAGAGAGAGGCGGGAGGAGAAGAAAAGACAGCAAAAUGCCGAUAAGGAGACACAACUACUUGAAAAAGAAAGAAAGACCAACCUCCGACACAAGCAACAGUUAGAGGAAAAAGAGAGAAAGCUCAGGGAGCGAAAAGAGAAAGAUGAACGAAGGAGAAUAGCUGUGGAAGAAAAAAGACACCAGAAGGAUGAGGCGUUAAAGGAGAAAUUUACAGCCAUUCUUCACCAAACAUUGGAAAGGAGGAGACUUGCUAAAGAAUAUCAGCAAAAAAGAUGGUCAUUGGGAAGCUCUGCCAUGGCGAAUUCUGAGAACAAAACUGGCGUCCCCAAGUAUGUAAUGCAGUAUGUCACUAUAUCACUGCCUAAAUGUACUAGUGAUGAAUUGAGAGCUUUUAUGCUUCGUAUAUCGGCAGCGAAAAUACCUCCUCAAACUAAAGUAGAAGAAGUUCCCUCAGAAGAAGUAGAGACACCUCCCAAGAGUAUGGAUGCACCCUCCCCAGUGGAUGUGGAAAUAAUUUCCAACAGAAAUAUAGAGAUAAUCCCCAAGCGUAACUUUUACACAGACAUAAUCUCUGAGGAGAGCACAGACUUAUCUUCUCUGGCGAGUCUGGACAUGUCAUCUGUCAUGAGCACAACUGAAUCUGAGAUGAGCAUGGACACAUCCUCCGAGUUGAGCAUAGAAGCAUCCUCGAAGGUGCACCUGGAAACAUUUCCCAAGAAAUCAAAAACAGACCAACAGGCCUUAGACCCUGUUGCCAAGAAACAUCUGUCAUACGGUGAAUGUUAUACACGGUCGUUUUCUCCUGCGAAUGUUUGUACUCUGCCAUCUCCUGUCAGUUCUAAGAGUCAAAUCCAAAAGAACCAGCUUUCAUCACCUCUGCUGAAACAGUCAGAACAAUCAGCAGACCCUUCCCUUUUCUGUAAAAUGCCUCUUCAAUGUGCCCAAUCUGUGCAAAGCGAAUCAAGCGCUGAUAAAAAUAAGAAAGAGUCACAGUCUGGUAAUAAGAACACUGCAGGGUUUACGAAUGACAGGGAGACAAAAAAAAUUUUUGCCAAAUUACGUCGCAUUGCUCAUCGAAUAAGAUCAAGACAGGAAGAAGAAAAACGACAGGAAGAGAUGAAGCAAAGGGAUCUUUGUGACACCUGUAUCUCAUCAGACCGGGUCAUUAAGAAAUCAAAUGACGUGGAAAAGAAAGAAGCUGAGUUAUUGGAAGCAGAAGAGUUAUUGAAACCUGAAGAUGGGCAACAGCAAAAGGAGACUGAAGAGAAGAAGGGAUGGCCAGAUCAGGAAGACCAGGAAGCACCACUUCAGGAAGGGGAUACCAAAAUAGAAGCUCAAGGGGAAGCCGACAAACACAAGAAAGAACACGACAGAAUUAUUUCACAAAAUUUAAAAGGACGCCUACAAAGAAAAAAGAGAAUAGAAGAAGUUACAAAGCGGAGGAGAAAAACAGAUGUGAAUGCCUCAAAGGUCACAGAAACACCCUGCCAUGACACAUAUGAGGGGGCCUUGGCUACCAGUGAAGAAAGUGACACGGACUCAUUGAAUGAAAUGUUUCCAUCAGGCAAAGAUCCAUCUUCCAGAUUGAAAAUGUCAAUUAAGAAUAUCAAGAAGAUGCCGCCCAAGCUUGUAUUUCUACGAGACAGUAACAGCCAGGUCUAUAAAGAGCCAAAGACAUAUUUUAAUAGUGAUUUUAAAACCUUCAGACCAAAAAGCGCGAAAGGCACUUCAACACAGGCAGUCAUUUCAAGACCAUCUACCAAAGGAAUGACCAGUCGUACAACAAAAACCAGAAAGGCAGAUGAAACCAAUACCACCAACAGAUGCUCUCCACAAACAAAAUCUGGAUUCCAUGACAUCUUGCCAAAGCCUCCAGACACCUGGAGACGAUAAGAGAAGCAGCAAACCUGUUUAUCCAAUUCAGAUAUGUAAACUUUUCUCAGCCUGGGAGGUAAAUACAUCGUCCACUUGGAUAACUCAACUCCUGGGCCAUCAGUCCUCAAAUUUUUUGCUUCUGACUUGAACCUGGCAAAGGAUGUGACACCGAAAAGUUAAGGAAGCUUCAGAAGGUCACCUUGAUGUAUGUCUUAGAAGAUGCACAAAUCAUCUUGUUCUCUUGUUUCUAAGCAAGAGUUCUGAGUAAAGUGUUGUUUCUGUUUUGUUUGGAAAA
Messenger RNA from Cebus imitator (Panamanian white-faced capuchin), 2587 nucleotides. RefSeq names its product MAP7 domain containing 3 (gene MAP7D3). Lineage: Eukaryota; Metazoa; Chordata; Mammalia; Primates; Cebidae. The record is from RefSeq and is a predicted model, not a curated record. Gene Ontology annotation, biological process: microtubule cytoskeleton organization. Gene Ontology annotation, cellular component: microtubule cytoskeleton. The coding region runs from base 208 to 2310 and encodes 700 amino acids. The transcript has 18 exons.